This is a messenger RNA of Blumeria graminis f. sp. triticale, 993 nucleotides long. Lineage: Eukaryota; Fungi; Ascomycota; Leotiomycetes; Helotiales; Erysiphaceae. The record is from the annotation of a GenBank genome assembly.
AUGUCUUUCCCUACAGUCUUUCUAGUUUAUAAGAUAAUCCACACUAUCGACGAGUGGAAUGACUUGUCACGCUUUGCAACCCUCAAAGUUUUUAAUGGAAACUCUAGAGAAGAUUUCUUAAAAUCCUGUGAAGAUGGAGAACUCGAUGAGGUUAUGAUUAUAUAUUACAGCAAUGAGUCUGUGAGGUUAAUCGGACAAUUAGAUCAAGAGCUUUUGUUUAAACUCCCACCAUCGGUUAGAUAUAUUUGCCACCACGGGGCAGGCUAUGAUAGUAUUGAUAUUGCAGCGUGUACAGGGAGAAGCAUUCAGGUUUCUCAUACGCCAACAGCAGUCAAUAAAUCCACCGCAGACAUGACUCUUUUCCUUAUUUUAGGAGCGCUACGUCGAAUUCAUGUCCCUUGCCUCGCUCUUCGUGCAGGCCAGUGGCGAGGCUCUACACAGCUAGGUCAUGAUCCAGAGAAUAAAUUGCUAGGAAUACUCGGUAUGGGAGGAAUCGGACAAGAGGUAGCAAAAAGAGCAAAAGCGUUCGGUAUGAACGUUCAAUAUCAUAACCGCUCGCAAUUAGUUCCAGAACUGGAGCAGAACGCAGAUUACGUGAGCUUCGAGCAUCUUAUUAAGACCAGUGAUAUUUUGAGCCUAAACUGUAGCUUAAAUAAGGCGACAAUAGGCAUUAUAGGAAAGGAUGAACUUGCUCAAAUGAAGCAGGGUGUUAUAAUAGUUAACACUGCAAGGGGUAAGCUUAUCGAUGAAUUUGCACUAGUAAAAGCUUUGGAAUCAGGCAAAGUCUUCAGUGCAGGUUUGGACGUGUUUGAGAAGGAGCCUAGCAUAGAUAGUAUGUUACUCAGUAGCCCAAAUGUGGUUCUGACACCUCAUAUUGGGACUGCUACAGUAGAAACCCAGCGAGCAAUGGAGCUUCUAGUGUUGCAGAAUAUAGAGAAUGCUCUGAAGACUGAGGCCCUACUUACUCAGGUUCCAGAACAGAUCCAAGCUUGA